Plasmodium yoelii is the source of this 555-nucleotide messenger RNA. Its product is annotated as fam-b protein. The transcript has 2 exons. The coding region runs from base 1 to 555 and encodes 184 amino acids. Lineage: Eukaryota; Apicomplexa; Aconoidasida; Haemosporida; Plasmodiidae. The record is from RefSeq and is a predicted model, not a curated record.
AUGAGAGUCAAUAUUUUAAAAUAUGUUUUUUUUUCAAUUAUUAUUUGUUUUUUUGAAUAUGGCAAAAAUGAAUUAUACCUUGUAAAUGAAAGAACCAUCUGUUUUGAAAGGAAUAUAACAAAUUUUAGGAAUAAUAGGAUAUUAGCAGAUGCAGACAAUCAAUUCAAUUUAAAUGAUUUUUAUCAAUCAAGUUUGAGUCUUGCAAAUCAAUUUAAUGAGUGUAAUGACUAUGACGAUGACGAAAAAAUGAUAUUUCUUCGAAAUACUAUAGAUUCACAUAUAAAGGAGCAUAAAGAAAAUAAUACAUUACCCGAUUUAAAUAAUGUAGAUAAGAAAACUAAAAAAAUAAUUCGUAAACUUCAAAAAGAAUUAGAAGAGGUAAAAAAAGAGCUUGAUAAUAAAAGGAAUAAUGAAAUAGAAAUACAACCGAUACAAGAUAAAACAAUAACAAAAAAAGAUGAAAAUAAUUCUGUAUCAAAGGAUGAAAACUCUACCGAAUUGGAGAAUGAAGGAAAUUCACUGAAUCCAAAAGAUGAUGAUUGGAUAAAAAACUAA